GCCACCACGUGUAGCUCACAUAGUCAAAAUGACCAUUAAAUAAAAUACGAAAUUUCCGUACCAAUCUGAAUCAUGCGUGUGAAUACACCGUGAAAACCACCGAUCAUCCGCCGCCUUCCCUCAACUGCCACCGUUUCCAUGAAUCUCCGCCGUGCACUUCCUCCUAAACCUCCUCUAUUCCGCCACCGUAACACUAACAACAACAACAACAACAACAAAAAUAACCAUCACAAUAACAAUCAAUCAUCAUCUUCUUCUUCUUCUUCCGGCACCGUAACCGUCGUUAAUAACCGUUCACCGUCACCAAUCCCUAAAGCAUCCGACGCAUUGCCGCUUCCUCUAUACCUAACAAACGGAAUAUUCCUCACUCUCUUCUUCUCCGUCGCCUAUUUCCUCCUCCACCGUUGGCGCCAAAAAAUCCGAUCAUCUACACCUCUUCACGCCGUCACCGUUUCCGAACUCGCCGCCAUUGUUUCUCUCAUCGCCUCCUUCAUCUACCUCCUAGGCUUUUUCGGCAUCGAUUUCGUCCAACACGACGUCGUUUCUAAACCUAAACCUAAAGUUAUGGAUUCUAAACCUAAUUCUUCACCUAAAUCUGAUACACUUGAUCUAACACAUAAUUUAGAUGAUGAAGAGAUUGUGAAAUCGGUAGUUUCCGGGACAAUUCCGUCGUAUUCGCUUGAAUCGAGGCUCGGAGACUGUCGAAGAGCGGCGGCGAUACGACGGGAGGCGGUGGAGAGGAGGACGGGGAGAUCGGUGAAAGGUUUACCGUUGGAAGGGUUCAAUUACGAGUCGAUAUUAGGGCAGUGUUGUGAAAUGCCUAUAGGUUAUGUUCAAAUACCUGUAGGAGUUGCUGGACCUUUGUUGUUGAAUGGUGGGGAGUAUAUGGUGCCUAUGGCGACAACCGAGGGGUGUUUGGUUGCGAGUACGAAUAGAGGUUGUAAGGCUGUGUAUUCUUCGGGUGGGGCGACUGCGGUUUUGUUGAAGGAUGGGAUGACUAGAGCGCCGGUUGUUAGGUUUGGGACCGCGGCGAGGGCUGCGAGUCUUAAGUUUUUUUUGGAAGACAGGAUUAAUUUUGAGACUUUGAGUAUUGUUUUUAAUAAAUCGAGCAGAUUCGCUAGGCUUCAAAGUAUACAAUGCUCUAUUGCUGGAAGAAAUCUAUACAUCAGAUUUACUUGCAGCACAGGUGAUGCCAUGGGGAUGAACAUGGUGUCGAAAGGUGUCCAAAAUGUUUUGGAUUUUCUUCACAUUGAUUUUCCCGAUAUGGAUGUGAUCGGUAUAUCUGGAAACUAUUGCUCUGAUAAAAAACCAUCAGCCGUGAAUUGGAUUGAAGGGCGUGGAAAGUCAGUUGUUUGCGAGUCAGUUAUUACCGAGGAGGUGGUGAGGAAGGUGCUAAAAACUACCGUGCCCGCACUUGUUGAGCUUAACAUGCUUAAAAAUCUUGCUGGUUCAGCUGUCGCAGGUUCACUUGGAGGCUUUAACGCUCAUGCCGCUAAUAUCGUUUCAGCAAUUUUCAUAGCCACCGGUCAGGACCCUGCCCAAAACAUUGAAAGCUCUCAUUGCAUUACUAUGAUGGAGGCGGUAAAUGACGGGAAAGACCUGCACAUCUCUGUUACCAUGCCUGCCAUUGAGGUAGGGACAGUGGGAGGUGGGACCCAACUAGCAUCUCAAGCGGCUUGCUUGAACCUACUUGGAGUAAAGGGUGCAAGCCAAGAGUCCCCAGGGUCAAAUGCAAGGCUUUUAGCAACCAUAGUAGCAGGUUCCGUUUUGGCGGGUGAAUUGUCUUUGAUGUCAGCUAUUUCGGCCGGGCAGCUUGUUAAAAGCCACAUGAAAUACAACAGAUCCAACCAUGAUAUGACUGACAGCAAUCACAUCUUAGUUGAGUAUAGAAAAAACAGUUCUAACUUCUAAGUUAAAGAUUUCAGUUCUGGCAGUCAGUCUAAGUCGAAAAAUAGCUGUAAAGACCACACAUUCAUUUGAAGUGAUCUCUCUGUGAGCCAUACCGAUCAUUUUUCCCUAACCGUCGUAUUUCUUGGGUCCAUUUCGAACCCGUGUCCAUGUUAUAUAUUGGGUCCAUUCUUGGUCUAUAUAUUGUUAAUGUGUAGCCAAUACAGGACAGGACGAGCAUGAAUUACGAGUUCUAUGAGUUGAUUAUGUACGAGUUACGAUUUUAUUUAUCAGUAUGUUUAGUCUA
Molecule: messenger RNA, 2194 nt
Organism: Helianthus annuus (common sunflower)
Lineage: Eukaryota; Viridiplantae; Streptophyta; Magnoliopsida; Asterales; Asteraceae
Product: 3-hydroxy-3-methylglutaryl coenzyme A reductase 1
Exons: 4
Coding region: 139-1911 (590 amino acids)
Biological process (GO): isoprenoid biosynthetic process; coenzyme A metabolic process; sterol biosynthetic process
Cellular component (GO): peroxisomal membrane; endoplasmic reticulum membrane
Molecular function (GO): hydroxymethylglutaryl-CoA reductase (NADPH) activity; protein binding
Source: RefSeq, a predicted model, not a curated record